AUGAAACAAAUCGGAAAUACUCGAACUGAUACGAAACGUCUCCUUGAUAUAUCGGAAUUUUCAAUUGAAGAUAAUAUGAAUGACGCAUUUCUUGGUUCGCAGAUGGAUCGUGAUGUUCAUCUCUGGUUAAUUGAUGAUAAUAUAUCAAAUUCACUUGUAUAUCAUCCUCGAUCGGCUAUAUUAGACUUUGGUAUUGCUCUUAGUGGUGUUCAUCAACGAUUGAUUCAACGGGUUUUUAUUCAUAAUCAAUCAGGAAAAGAUUUAACUAUAGAAAUAAAUCGGCAAAAUACCGUCGACAAUACAUUCAAUGUGACAGCAGAAAAUUGUUCGGUCAGUGCUGGUGGCAUGUGUGAAUUCGAAGUACUCGAUGUUGAACUCUCAUCUGAGACGAUCGAUUUCGGUUAUGUACCUUGUAGUGCACGUCGAAUUGAAGAGAAGAUAUUUUUGAAUAAUGUAUUACCUUGCCCAGUACGUGUCAAAGCACGACUACAAGCAACUGAAAAGAGGCCUCAUCAAUCAAAAUUAACAAUUAUCGAUGAAGAAAUUGAUUUAGCUGCUGAAUCAAAGUGUCCAUUUGCUCUUGCACUUGAAUCAUGUGCUAAGAAUGAAGAGGAUAUUGAGGCUGAUAUUUCACUUGUAGUUGAUACACGUAAAAAUCUCAAAUGGAUCAAAGUAUUAGCGUAUGUUCGACGCAGUCAUCUAACAGUUCUUUAUCAAAGUCGUAUUAUCAUUGACAACAGCCAAUCCGGUCAUUUAUUAAUAGAAAAUUUUUACAAAGGUGAAAAGCGUCUUAUUCCAAUAGAAUUUUACAACUCUGGCCCUGUUGAAUAUACCCUUUGCCUGACAUCUGAAGAUAAAGGAUUAGUAUUUUCUGUUGCUGAAUUGAAAUUAUCUGCUAGCGAGAGAAAAACGGUACAUAUCGAAGUGCAAAUAUCAACAAAUGUAUCGAGUCAAAUCUUUACUAUCAAUAUCGAAUUCUUGAAUGUUCGUCGUCGAUGUAAAUUAAUAUUAAUGUGUGAAACAGCUACACCUGCACUCGACUAUCAUAUCCCGAAAGCUGAGGAACAACACGUAAUCAUUAUAAAUACUAAAAAUUACAAAAAAGAAAUCUGGAAUCCAAUUCUCAAUGUUCUCAAUCCCGUUAAACAUCAAGUAAUAUUUACUAAUACAGGCAAAGCUGCAGCGACACUUCGUUUCGACCGAGUUCUUGCAGGAGAAAAUCCAUCGUUACUAUUGACGAGUUGUUUCGAUGUCAAACCAAGCAACACUAUUGUUCUACCACAUUCAGACGUUUGCAUUGAUCUCUUUUAUCAUCCAAAAGAUUUUCGUUCAUUCGAUGGUAUUGUUCAAUUCAUUAGCAAUGUAUCAAUUGAUCCGGUUCAUGUUCCGUAUCAUCUAGAAUUUCAUGCACCCAUCGUUUAUACAAGUCCACGAACGGUGAUUGAUAUUGGUGUUAUCCAACUCGGCGCAACAAUCCAAAAGGAAUUACUCACGGUACAAAAUAUUGGACCAGUAGAACUUCGUGCGCACUUUUCUGGGCCAUUUCGUCAGCAUUCAUCGGUGCAAUCAGCUGCUCUAAAAUAUGCAUCGCCUCGAUCGAAUCGUCUUGUAGGCACAGAUGGAUUUGUCAUUAAUUCAAAAAAGAAACGUUCCUUCAGUGUCAUGAUCGAGUUUAACUCAAUUGGCACAUCACUUUUAUCAAACGUAGUCACUCUUUGUGGCUUUGAAUUGAUUACUCAAAAUGAUCCCGUUAUCAACAUACAAGGGGUGUUGGUCGAACGUAAAAUAAUGAUUUGUGUUAUUGGACAUGCACAGCCAUUACUACCACUUGUCCCAUACAUUGAAUCUAAAUGUAAACCAUGGUCAUCGCUAAGAACUUUGUCACCAUCCUGGCUUCAAUCUAUCUAUGCGGAUCAUCAUGUGUAUGAGAAGUACGCUUCUUUGAUAGUAUUCACUGCCAUCGGUCAUGUUUGUGGUUCUCAACGAACUAACGACGAACUACCGAUUACUCUAGACGAAUGGAAAACAUUUUGCGCAAAUCUCUCUACCGAUAAUCGAACAAUCACCCUUGAAAUGUUUCGUCAAUCGAAUAAUGUCAGCAAUUCGAUUGAAACAUUGUCUAAAUUGCUUGGAAACCCAGAUACUGAUUCUUACCACUAUUCACUUUUUUAUAAUUUAGCGUCGUUUUACAGUUCAUUCUCAUGUGAUGAUACUAUUGGUACUCAAAUCUUUGCCGGAAUCAAUUCGACUGAUAUUAUGGACGAAGCCUAUACAAUGCAAUGCUAUGCAAAUCAAUUUUGGGCAUUGUAUACACAAUGUUCUGUUGAUGAUAGUCAUCGACAAUCAAUUCGUUUCGUGUAUCGAUGCAUUAGCGAAGAUCCAGCAAUAUCGACGGAUGUGCGUAAGUUUAUCGAAUUCAUUCAUGACUCGUUAAAUGCGAAAACAGCGAAUGAUAUCAUAAAACAACUAUCUGCAAUAAUACCUAAAGAUGAUGCGAUGUCUGAAUUGCUUACAAUACAAAUUGGCCUGAGGAAUACAGUAGAGUGGCCGUUACUGUUUGCGCUUGUUUCUGAUCGAGUUCGAGAGAUUGUAAUUCGAUUAAUCAAUGAAGACUUUCAGGCAUUGUUGGAUCUAAAUUUCAAUUUAAUUGAUCAAGAAUCAUCGAACUUUUGGAAACGAGCAAUUAUGGAGAUGACUAAAACUGCACACAAUAAGUGGAAUGUGUUGACAUUAAAUGAAAGAACCAAUUGUCUUGUACCAUUUUUCACUGACUACCCUGAUUUCGUUCUCAUUAUAGUUGAGUUAUCCAAGCAACAACAACCUCAACUCAACCAUCUUUUAUCAGUCACAAAAAUAAUUUUCAAACGUGUUGAUCCAUCUCAAGAUUUCUAUAAUAUUGAAUCUUCUUUUCAAGCGAGAACACAGCAUGAAAUUACAGACAAACUUAGAAUUUUUUCUCAUCUAUGGACUAUACGUUCCGACCUUGCUUUAUCUAUUUUACAAUUGAGAAGAUCUAUCAUCAACGAUUCGACUGAUGGACGAAUACGUUCCAAUCAAAUCGAUAAAUUCUGCGAAAUACUUGGACAACUUGCCAAACUCGAUGCUCAUCAAUGGAAAAAAGUUCAAUUAAGUAUUAUAUCGGCAUGGUCUCUUCUGUGUACGGUAACCGAGAACGAAACACGACUAUCGGAUGUUGUCGAUAGAAUUCUUCAUCUUCUUCAUAUACUUGAUAUCGAUAAACAAUGGUCAUCGGUUCGAGAUGCUUAUAAGCAAUUCUGUUCUCGACCAUCAUGGACAACUGCACAGCAUUUGACAGAUGUAAUCAAUGCUGAUCAUGAGAUCAACAAUCUUUUUAAAAAAAUCAGUACACAUACAGAUGAAGAGGACAUGGCAGCAGAUGUUUUUCGACUAUGUCGUUGUUUGUCGACUAGUGACGAGCAAACAUUGCUUGACAGUUGUAAAGCAGAUAUUCAAAAUCCAUCAUCCGUCAAAUUAUCAAAUAUCGAUUUAUUAAAACGAAUGGAAAAUUUUGCUUCGGGUCUUAUGAAGAAGAAAAUUCAAUUUUUCCUGCAAUCAAUUCAAAUAUUCGAACAGAUUCCAUCUAAUAACGUUAAUUUUAACGAAUGUUCACUAAAGACUCUUGUUCCAAUGUGGCAGACACUAUUCGACAUCACUUGCAGUCAUUCUUUACGAACUUUCGAAGCAGUAUCGUCUAUACUAAUAUCUUUUCACGGUCUGGUCAUUACAAAAGAAAUUCCAUUGAUUCAACAACUUUAUACAACAAAUAUGACUGCAGCGCUUUGUACAUUGGCCAAUUGCCGACUGUAUAAUCGUGAGAUGGCAACAUCUACAAUAACCACACCCAAUGUUCUAUCGAUUAUGUCAAUUAUUCGGACGAGUAUUUGUAAUCGGGAUUCAUCGCCUUCUACAACACCAAUGAUCAAAACGACUGAUGCAGUUACAAUGCCAUGGGAUACUGAUGAUUCUGUAAGACCAUCUAAGAUAAUCGUAACACGAGUAUCACCCUAUUCGAACAGCACUUUGGAGAAAAUGCAAGUUUCAGUUGAGGGGUACAUCAAUCGAGGACAACUAUCGACGGUUCAAUUGAAAGAGUCGGAUACAGUUCAAGUCGUUGUCGAUACUACGUUUGCUUACCGACUACAAGUCGCUCAAUGGUACGAUGCUUUUGUGACAUUCAAUGUUCUUGUGAGCGAUUCAUCCUAUCGUAACCAAACAAGUUUGACCAUAUAUGGUUGCCGUAUUAUCGAAUAUGGCUUACGAUUGUUACGUGAUCUUGUUGUAAUCAGAAUGAUUCUUGAACCGACAUUUACUCGAGUAGGUGUCCGUUUUCUUUUGAAUGAUUUGGUACGUCUGGAAAAUUGUCUUCGUUCAUUGUCACUCGAAAAGUAUCCAAAAUUGAAAAAUAUUCUUUGUGUACUUCAUGUCGAUAUUCGUCGACCUAAGCUUGACUUAAAAUCACCAUCACGUUCACUCACACUGAAAGGCAACUCAGUGCGAAAGUUGAAAUUCGAUCUUGAUGCACAUACAAUAACAACCUCUUUACAAAUUUCUCAGCGAUCAAUGAAAACUUCACUACCAUUAGACGUCGAUCAAGACAAUGUUAAAUUAUCGAAUACUGAGUGGGAAAAUGCCAUUCAAUACGAAAUUCGUAAACGUACGAAUAUCAACAUGACAUCGGCGAACACCAGGUAUAGACCAAUACAUAAGCAUAGUCAAGUUGUCACGAGCAAUGUUCGAAGUCGUGUACAACGGUUAGCUAAUGACAUUCUAGAUCAACAUACGAACAUGCAUAAUCUUACAGGAAUCGGUGGAAAUAUUGAUGCUGUUGGAGAUUAUAUUGGAUCGAUAAAUACGUUCUCAAUGCCCGAGAUCAAUAUCGAACAACAAAUUAAUGUGAUGCGAAAUCAUUUGAAGAACGACAUUAAACUAAUUGACAUGUACAAAAUAGCCGGUCAAAAGAUCGCCAUGAUUACGCCCGAUGGUAAACUUGAUAAUCGACCGGUGCUUAAAUUGACUACUAAAUGCGAGCGAUGGACAUAUCAAAUGUUAGUAGAGACGGAGCCGAUCACCAGCAUGAUCGAGCUGAUGGUCAAAGGAUUUCGUUCAAGUUGGGAACAACUUAUUAAUCGAAGCAAUUCAAAUGAUCAACACGAAAUUCAUUGGUGCAUAAUGAUCGACAAUUCAGGUUCGAUGAGCAUUCAUCGCAAUGCCAUUUAUGAAAGUCUGGUUGUACUCAUGGAACUAUUGCGUAAACUUGAAAAUAAAUUUGCUGUGGCUCGUUUUGGUGGACGUACAAAUCAAAAAAUUUUGAAGAAUCUUAACGAUAUGUUUACAAAUCAAGACGGUCAAUAUAUUCUCGAAGCAUUGACAUUCGAUGAAGGUACAUAUCCAGCAACAGGUCUCGCACGUGUAGCUGAUCGAGUAUUCCCCGAAAGAAAAAUUAAGUCGCCUACAAAUAUUCACAUUCACCAAGUCGUGAUUAUGAUUACAGAUGGUUUAACAAAUGAACGUGAAGAUACAACUUAUUCAGGCACAAUGGUCAAGUACAACAUUGAUCUCGGUAUUUUGUUUAUUGAAACAGAUAUGGAAGCGACAAGCAAAUUGUUGCUUGAUUGUUUAAAAACAGUACAAAAUGUUAUUAUUAAAUCGAAUAAGAUGGUCGAAUUACCAUGCAUAAUGCCUCAAUUGUUAUAUAAAAUGAUUAACAAAUGUUUGCAAGAAACAAAUUCCAUAAAAAAAGAAACGAUCCUACCAUCAAUAAUUCACAUUGAAGUACCGAGCUAUGAUGGAGACACUCCAAUACCCAAUCAAUCAUCUAGCGAGAGUAUCAAAUAUUCAUGCGCCAAUCCAAGUUCAUACAUGAUCAGUAUUCCUAUAGCUAUCAUUCCAGGACUGUCCCAUGUAAGUUCUGUCAAUAUGGAUCCUUAA
This is a messenger RNA of Rotaria sp. Silwood2, 5949 nucleotides long. NCBI's taxonomy places the organism in Eukaryota, Metazoa, Rotifera, Eurotatoria, Philodinida, Philodinidae. The record is from the annotation of a GenBank genome assembly.